AUGCAUCACUGCACCAGCGCCGCGCGUCUUGCUCGUGCAAGCUGGCAGCAGCGUAACCAGCGGCGGCAUGACAUGGAGCGAGCUGACCGAGCGAUGUUAUCGGGCAACGAGCAACUGCUUCAGCGCGAGCACAGAGCUCUGUACGGGCAACACCUGAAUCAAAUAUCACUUGCUAUUGAAUGGCGGCGUACAACCUUCGUGUUUGCUGUGUUGCAGUUGUGGCAGGACAUCGAGACGGUGCUGCUUGAGUCUAACCUUCGUCUCUGCCACGACGUAGGCGACACCGACUGUGGUGACUUGGACGCGCCGUACAGCAACUGCGACAGCGGCUACAAUCUCCAGGACAGCGACAGCAACGCCAGCUCUCCUGCCACCCGCUUCGAAGUCACCAACUUAGAGCCUCCCAACACGAAUGUGCCAAACUUUGCGGAAUCGGUAUUAUGUAAAAUUACCGAAACCUCUUAUGCGGAUUGCUCUGCUUCUGUUCAAAAUCAAAGUUUGGCUAAUAAUAUAACUUAUGCACAAAAUCAUGCACCGCAUCGUACACCUUGCACUGAAGUGAAUUUUUCUAACUCUGAACAAAACAUCAUUAAAAUGACGAUGGAAAGCAGUGAAGAAGCAUUUCCACAAACAGAAAAAACGUUUCUCAAUGUACAAGCAUCUAUCAAAAUUUUACCCGCCAAACAUGAGAAUUCUUCUGUACAAAAUCAUUGUAACGCAGAUCAUGAUACCAACAAAAAUUCUCAGGUAACGAAUCCACUAACAAGUAAUGACCAAAUUGUUCGCACUGCCAUAUCUCGAGAAAACCCAUCUGCGAGAUGUCAUGAUAACUUGUUAAUUGAAGGGCAAAAAACUGUUUAUGAAGUAAAAAAGCUCAAGGAAAUAUCCUCUCAUGUAGUAAAUAAGACAAAAUGUCCGCCUAUUGCUUCGAAAUCCAUUUUUGAAGACGCUCACGAAAAAUUCACGGAGAGCAUAUCAAAAACUACGUCAAAACUUACUUCUAAGGAAAAGGUGAAUCAAAAUUUGCUCGGGAAAAAAUCGAUUUUAUCCCAGGUGCUAACAGCUCCAUUAACACCGAAAAAUUCAAGUAAGGGAUCAUACUAUUUGAAUCUAAUGGGUAGAACCUACUCCCAAAAUUACCAGACAAACAAUAAGGUACCUGGUAAAUCAUCUAGUCAACCAUCGUCUCCUACAAAUGAAAAGGAUAGCACAAGUCAGGAUUCAAGCCUAAAGCAACGCUCUCAGUCGAUGAGCAUCUCCUGCAAUUCUUUAUAUCCUUCAACAGUAGCGAGUAAUAGUUGUGUGUUUGCGACUGAUUCAGUCCCGGGAACAGCCAUGCGAGAUAUCUCAUCGAAUUCUUUCCAGAAACCAGCAGACAUUUUGUGUGCAAACGAAAGGGACGACACGAGUGAAACCAACCAAACGGGCGGAAUUACAAAUAAAAAAAGUCGAGGUUUAGAUCAAGCAAAUUCGAAAAAGCCUAAUGAUAACGGGAAAAGACAAAAAGGAGCUUUCGGGGCGAUAACCUGUCCUACUAACAACCAAGUUCUUUGUGAUGAGAAGCCUCAGAAUAAUCCUGAAAACUUGCAUUCUAGCAACAAUGAAGAUAACUCGCAGAUAUCAGCUAAUAAUCAACAUUCUACCGGCCAACACACCUUUAUGGACCAGAGGAACUCCAGCCCUCGAUCAGUCGAGUUUUCUUUGCAGUUAAAUCAAAACGUCCACAAACAUCAUCCACAACAGACAAAUCAUCAUAUCAGUUCAUCGAAUUCACUGAAUGGAUAUGAUGAAAGCCGUAUGCACGUCGAUUCUACCGAAAUUUCCACACACUCACAAAUUUUUCAAUUGCCACAAACACCUCAGCAACAACAGCAACUGACAAAACAUCACUUAGAACUAAAUUGCCAAUUGUCUCAUCAAUCACAUACUCCUCAAACUUACAAUUCAACGGCACAACAUCACAGUCUGCAUUCAGCUUCUGUACAAACACAGCCUCUAAGCCAAGUUUUCCCAUGCCACACUUCACAUCUAAAUGCACCACAAAGUAUUCGUCCCGAUAAUCUCAAGGAAAUCCAACACACGAUGUCGUCGCAAACAGGUCAAAACACUUAUACGCCUCAUCAUGCCACUUACCAGAAUGACCAGGCAUUGAAGUACACAUACAUAGACAAUACCUAUCAAAUACCUUCAACGACAGAGCAGCGAAGCACUGUUGGCAAUCAGGUUAUGAGCUAUCCAGCGUCAGCUCAGUAUGCCGAGUCGCAAACUCAAUGCGCAGAAAUGGCACCAAAUUGCUUUUCAAAUUUUUCGCAAUCUUAUGUUGGGUACAAUGACAAUGGAUUGGAUGUAAAUGCCUACGUCAAUGAGGAAUUGAAUGCUUUAGAAAGGAAUUCAUUCAGUUCCACUCCGUACGAUCACAAUUUAUUCGAACACACAGCAUAUGAAGACAACUCGGCGCUGAUGGAAUCGGAAGAUUUCGUUGAUCUCGACGCUCUGGCAAAAAGCGUCGCUGAAGGACACUGCCAGAAUGCCGUGGUCCCUCACUCCCCAAAUGAGAAACACUUACGAGAGCAAGCUCGAACUAACCAACACGUUGACCCAGUACCCUGUACUGACAACAUGCAUUUAUCUCAAGAUUCAAUACAGCCAACAUAUAACAAAGUACCCCAGCAAACAUCCUCUAUGGUACCUGCACCGCAUAGUUCACUUCAACAAAAUCAUCAAAUGAUGCCUCCAAGUCUUCGACCUCGAAUAUCAGGCUCUAGUUAUCAAACUUCCAUUGCAAUGAAUGGGAAUCCCGUUACUUAUACUCAUGGUCAAAUGUCUCCUCCAGCGUCUCCUGACACAGACGAACUCCCCAGAGGAGUGCUACGUCAAGGAAGACAGUUACCGCCAGGCCUCAACGGACAUUUAACUCGUCACGCAUUAAUGCCCAUUAGCAAAGUUAUGACUCCUCCGUCAUCUCCUAACCUAUCUGAACUUCUUAGUUCAGGUAAUGGACGGGGACCAGGACCAGGCAUGAACCCAAGUCUGCUGCCAAGCAUCAAAGAAACUACUACUCCAACCACUGAAGACUCUGAGAACAGGGCAAUAAAAAAGCCAGGUGGUAGAAAGAAGAUUACAGCACACACUUGCCAGACCCCAGGGUGUGGCAAGACAUAUACUAAAUCAUCGCAUCUGAAGGCGCAUUUGAGGACCCACACGGGGGAAAAACCUUACAUGUGCGACUGGAAAGGUUGCGGCUGGAAGUUUGCGAGAUCAGACGAACUGACCCGACACAGCCGGAAGCAUACCGGAGACCGGCCUUUCCAGUGCCGGUUGUGCGAACGAGCAUUUUCUCGUUCCGAUCACCUCAGUCUUCACAUGAAACGACACGUAACCGUUUAGUUAUCCGUGUAAAUAAAUUGAUUCCCUUUUCACUGUGCUUUUAACAAUAAUUACUUUAUCAAACUCAGUCAUGUAUCGUACGUAUAGAUUGUAUAUAAAAUAUAUAGAUGUAACUUAUCGGACGCGGUUUCUUAAUAAAAUAUAAUGCAACACGAUGAAUUUAUGUUGAGCUAUGCUCACAAGGUGCCAUACGUGCCAAUUAGUGCUUUCCAGCAAGUUAAUGAAGACAAUUCGGUGAAUAAUAGUGAUGCACCACAUUCAUUCAUAGGCAUAAUGGAUCGUAUUUCAUUCUGUUAAGCUCGAGCUACAAUUAAUGUACUUGACAAAAUUCUUCUCAACCAUCAAUGUCUGUAGCUCUCACUUUAGUGCGAGAUUAUUGCAAUUAGGAUAUAUUUCUAGCUAUAAUAACUACAGUUAUUUGAACAUUUCAAAGCUUGAUCUCAUUAACGUAUUUUAACUGUGGACACUAUGUAAGAAAUGUUUUUUUAGAGUGGAACCUAUUUAGUUUCCAAUCAAGUAGUGUAAUGAUUAGGACUCCACAAACAUACUUAGUGAAAAAAAAAUUCUCGAUCAGUCGAAAUUCGCAUUGACCUUUUUAUCGAUGUUUGCCAGUUAGAUUUUAUUUCACCAAUUCCUUGAAAAUCUUAAACUCACACGUCUUUAGAUUACGAUUUUCCAUUUUGCUGUAAAAAAUAAGCUCAAAGACAAUCGCCGCUUUAACUCUGAAACCAUGGUACCUGGCUUCAUAUUUCACGUUAAUUUUCACUGAGAUCGAAGGCGAUGGAAAGUAAACAAGACUCACUUAUUUCGUUAGCUGGAGGCUAGUUUGGCUUCACGAUAUUGGCCUUUCUUAUUGACCAGGUAGGCAGCCAUUCUUCCUUCCCUUCUCUCCGGGUUACGGCCAAUUUAUAAAACCAUUAGCCGGUCGUUACCGGACAAGCAUUAGAUCACGCGACGGCGGUCGCUUGUUGGUUCAGGCUCUUCCGACGAUGUUCUCGCUAAUGAAAACAAAUGAGGUCUUCGGUAAACAAAUUCAAAGCAAAAAGCGUGCGCUGAUGUCUGCUGCCUGACUUGAAAAGCCGAGCCCAAGGGUCAUCGACGAGAGUGGUUAAUCCCGAACGAACAUGCAAACAUGACUGGCGACUCACGAAAUUCAGGAACGAAUUUCUUAGCAAAACUACGCACAGGCGAAAGGAUAGCAGUUGAGUAUUGAACGACUAUUAUUGAGCGAGAAUAAUCGAUAUAAUAUUAAUGUAUUGUUGUUCAAUAUUCAAAAAAAGUUAAAUGGGAUAAAUCAAAAACAACCUUCAUGCUCAUAAUUUACGUGAAUUUGAUUACAAUUCAUAAGUAUUUAUGCGUUAUUUUGUAAUUUUCUCUAUAAUAUCAUUUUUACAAAUUAGCAUCUUUCUUCAGUCGAGACGAUAAACUAAUGAUUUGGAUACUAUUGUGUUAAAAAAUGAAACAAAUAUUUCAGUAAUGUAUUGAAAGCCUGCUGCCAUUCCUCCAAGACGUAAGCCAAGCUCAGUGAGUGGAGGAAGAACCAUCACGAGGUGUUCUAGACGCGUGUUCUGUGCAGUCGGAAGUGCUGGCCGGUAGCAGAGCAAUGAGUCUCUAGGUUAGGUUAGGUUAGGUUAGCUGGCAAUCAGCUAAUGCAGCAAGGAGGGCAGAGGAGGCCUAACUCCUCCCAACCCUACGGCGCAUGCGCAAGCUGGCAAGUCAAUUUUCCCGCGCAUGCGCUCCAUGCAAGGCGCAUGCCUACAGAUGGAAAAAGUUUCGUAGAAAGGGAAAUGUAGGGGUAUGUGGGAAACAACAUAGAAUAGAGACUUAUUAAUUUGCUGUUGAGUCAAGCAAAUGCGUUUGAAGAAUUAAUUCACUGGAUCGAUCUUAAUUCUGCCCUUGCCUAGCAUUAUAGACGGUUUUAUCUGCAUAUGUACCAUAUCAACAGAGUAAGAAGGAAACUUAUGGUCUCCAACGGCAACCUUGCUCCAAGCAAACUUUUUAGCCAAACCGAAAUGCGCAGUUUACUUUAUAAUUACGGUGUUGAAGCGGAAAAUUUUCACAUGGAAAGUUGAAAGAAACAAUUCACUUUUGAUACAUGAGGCGUCGGUUCUAAUACAUUCACUCAUCAGCAGGCUACAAAUCUCAUCUUAAGAUUACAAAGAAAAGGCCUAAUUUUGGCACUGUAAACUGAAAGAACCAUCGUGUGUGCGAGUCAAACACGUCCGUGGCGACUGGCGAGCAAGAUCUAGAAUGGCUUAGUUCGUUGGGUAAACAUUAAACACACUAUAUAUUUUACAAAUAUUUUCUGAAAACCAGUCUCAAACCCAGCCAUCGACUCCUGAACAAAUUUUUUUCAAUUCAAGAUUCAAUGUUGAAUGGAUAUUUAUCUUUUCAGCCAUUCGUAUUGCAUGUGAAGUCAUUAUUGUAAAUUUCAAAUUGUAUUGUAUAAAUAUGACACAUGUUCCAUUUGAAUCAUCACAACCAACUAGGUGAAUACUUAUGACAAGUAACUUGUGCUUCUGUUUAUUUCCUCCUACGCUUCCACCUACUGUCCAUUACCAUUUCCCACUCGCACGUGCAUGGAUGCUAGUUCCCUCGCUUCUGUAAUAACUUUUUAUAUUCUGAAUUUUUACGCUAAAAGUUAUUCCGAAGUUAUACUGAAUCGCUACAAUUUAUUAACCAAGUCAUCAAUAAACAAACUGCAACGAAAUAUGAACGAUGUGUAUGGAUGUUCGAUGAGACAAUAUUUAAAUGACUUAUUUUCAUGGCAAUGCUUAAUCUAUAACCUGGUAAACUCGCAUCAUGCCGACGAUUGUCAAUACUUCGGUGACAAAUAAUUUAGCUUUAGUUUGUCUACAACCCAGAUUUCCUUCAUCUGUUUUUGCUGCGGAUUUAAUACGUCGUUCAGCGAUAAUAAUGGACAAUGGGAAUGCACCACUGCGUUCGUUUAUUAGCCCGAAAAAUAUGUACAUUUUCCACGUAGAUCUUAAUUCGGACACGCAAUUAUGGUACACACAUGAAUGGGAUUGCUUUAUGGGUAAAUAAUUGAACAAAGUUGGAGGCAAAAUGCGUAUGAACUUUGAGUUCGCGGUUUAUCAUCUUCUGAAUGAUUUAUUCAUCAAAAAAUUCAUGAAACAUAUUCUAGUCUCGUCUCCAUGACUAAGAUAUUGUUUUUACGACAAGACUCCAAAUAUGCGAGUCAUGAUAAUAAUUUUAAAUACGCAAGGUCAGCGGGAUUAACGCUGAAUAUCGAUUGGUAACAUGGAUAACUCCGCUACGCCUUAGGCGACGUUUAAUCGUAAAUCGUUUUAGAUGAUUUAUCUGCGAAAAUUAAAAAGUUGCUCAUCAAUUAAUGAAAUAUGUCUCCAUUUUUCAAAUCAGAACCGUAUUGAAUGUAGUCUGUAAAAUGGCCCAGUCUUACCUUUGAUUUCAGGUUAAACGAAGGUUAUCAAAGGCUUUAUUCAAAUUGAAGCUUUUCAACUGACAACAAUGUCACCUGAUAUCAAUCGAAAUUAGGUAAAAGAUUCACUUUGAUAAUAAUCGAUAUCAUCAGCAGAAAAUCCUCAUAAGCUAAAAGUUGAACAGAUUCGUAUACGCAUCUCGAACUGAUGAAUUGCGUAGUUUCGGCUGACCCGGUUUUUGCAGCUUGUACAGAUGUUGUGUAAUCAAGAAACUUUUUAAGACAUUCGUUUUUUACAUCGGAUUAGCUUAAUUACUGUAAACGUGUUCACCAUCUGUAAAUUAAAAGCUGUAUCUCUUAAUAAUUAUGCUUGAAAUCGUCGUGCGCUUAAUUAGUCGACUUAUACUGAAGAUGUGUUCUAUAGUACGCAAUUUUUACGAUAAUUUUAGAGUAAAUUUAAAAUUUUCUUUUUAUC
Molecule: messenger RNA, 7262 nt
Organism: Hyalella azteca
Lineage: Eukaryota; Metazoa; Arthropoda; Malacostraca; Amphipoda; Hyalellidae
Exons: 3
Coding region: 1-3387 (1128 amino acids)
Biological process (GO): regulation of transcription by RNA polymerase II
Molecular function (GO): RNA polymerase II cis-regulatory region sequence-specific DNA binding; DNA-binding transcription factor activity, RNA polymerase II-specific
Source: RefSeq, a predicted model, not a curated record